GUUCGCAUAUAUAAUAGGAAAGGGCAGGAUUCCAGAACAAGGAACCAAAAUGGCGGGAACUCGAUAACCUAUCGCCCUUUAAUCAUUUUCUGCUCUCAACUCGAAACAUCGUUCCCUUAAUCUACAUCUGUGUUCCGGCGGAAGCACUCUGUAUAGAGAAAAUGUACGGGAACAACCAAUUCGACGGUAAUGCCGCCUUCUCCGGCGGCGGGUUCAUGCCUUCUCAGGCGACCCAAACCGCCGACCCUGGCUUCUCUCCGGCCAAGAAUCGUGACGCACAGCCUUUACUACCAUUAACCGUGAAGCAAAUAAGUGAGGCCUUCCAGUCAAGUGACGACAAGGCAAAUUUUCUAAUCGAUGGAGUUGAUGUGAACAAUGUGAAAUUAGUCGGGAUUUUGGAUGAAAAAACUGAAAAAGUGACUGAAGUUUCAUUCGUGCUUGAUGAUGGAACUGGUCGCAUUGAUUGCCACAGAUGGGUAAAUGAAGCAAUUGACACGAAGGAAAUGGAGAUUCUCUUAAAUGGCAUGUACGUGAAGGUUCAUGGGCACCUGAAGGGAUUUCAGGGUAAAAAGCAAUUGAUGGUGUACUCUGUCAGGCCUCUCGAAGACUACAAUGAGAUUGCAAACCACUUUGCUGACUGUAUUUACGUCCACUGCUACAAUACCAAAAUACGGAAGCUGCAGCCGGAUGCUUCCCAAGUCCCAGGUCAUAUGCCAAAUUCAGCAGUUGGCACUUCUUCCAGAGGUUACCAACCUACCCCGUCUAAUCAUUUUCCUGUGCAAUAUAAUUUGGAUGGAGUGAAGGGCCUCGAUAAAGCAAUCUUGGACUAUUUGCAGAUGCCGUCAUCCCUUGCAAAAGAAAAGGGAAUCCAUCGGAGUGAACUUGCUCAACAACUGAAAGUUCCCGAGGCUAAAAUCUCAGAAGCUAUUGAGUCGUUGGAAUCAGAAGACACUAACAGUAGCAUGCCGUCGCGCGACGUCUCGCUCGGCAAAGGCCUUCACGAAGACAGAGGCAGAAAACGAGCAGGAGCUUCGCAGCGCGAUGCCACUCACGCCGCGACUGAAGGGGCCAUCGCGGCCUGGGACAAGCUGAGCCUAGACAACAGUUUCACGUGUGACAUGGAAGUGCAUGGCAGGAGUAGUUAA
Striga asiatica is the source of this 1145-nucleotide messenger RNA. NCBI's taxonomy places the organism in Eukaryota, Viridiplantae, Streptophyta, Magnoliopsida, Lamiales, Orobanchaceae. The record is from the annotation of a GenBank genome assembly.